AAUCUAGUUGAUUGGCUGAAAAUGAUGGUUGGAAGCAGGCGGUCUGAAGAGGUCGUAGACCCCAACAUUGAGGUUAGGCCGUCGACAAGAGCCCUAAAGCGUGCCCUUUUGACUGCAUUGCGGUGUGUUGAUCCAGAUUCAGAAAAAAGACCCAAAAUGGGCCAAGUCGUACGCAUGCUUGAGUCCGAGGAAUAUCCUAUAGUAAGAGAGGACCGAAGACACCACCGAAGAACUCAAGGAAGUAUGGAGAUCGAGUCUCAAAAAGAAGGUUCUGACACUGAGCGUAGUGAUAAUCCAGGUUCAAGGUCAGAGAGCAGGCGGACAUAAUCUCAUCGUACAAUUCAUUUCUGGUAUCGGAGGUUGGAGUUUAUAAUGUGUUGGGGUGGCAGGGAUUAAUUCUUACAAUUUUUUCUUUUUUCCUUUUUCAAUGUUUACAUUCUUGUGUUUGUCGUAAUAUUAUUAGCUGUCGAUAUCUAGGCUGUGGGAGAUGGAGGAUGGAGAGGGAGAUGAUCUUUGAUUCUUUUCUUUUCUGUUUUUAUUUUUUGCCACUAAAUUUGUAGAUGAAGAAAAUGAUUUGUUUGUGUA
Pistacia vera is the source of this 585-nucleotide messenger RNA. Its product is annotated as probable receptor-like protein kinase At5g18500. The transcript has 2 exons. Bases 22 to 327 code for a protein of 101 amino acids. The record is from RefSeq and is a predicted model, not a curated record. Lineage: Eukaryota; Viridiplantae; Streptophyta; Magnoliopsida; Sapindales; Anacardiaceae.